AGAGAGGAAGGAUCCGAGUGCCAAAGGAGGGGGGGGGGAAAAGUAUGUGGAACAACAUGGCGAACUUUUAAUAAACGGAGCUAGAAUCCGGGGAGCCGGGAGGCCGGCUGCAUUGGAGAAGCUUUUGUGCGGCUGGAUGGGGAUAUUCGCUGGUGUUGGGACCGGCCAGUGAGUCCCCAGCAGCAGCACCAUGGAAGCAGGCAGCAAGAGAGAGAAGAGUUCCGUCUUUGAAGAAAGUUUAAUGCGCAGAAUUUCUGGCAGCAGCAGCGUGCACACGCUGAGCAAAGCGGCUUUCAUUGAGAAAGUCCGAGAAAGUAAUGCAGCAUGUCAGAGUGGAGAUUUCACCACUGGCGUCCAACUCUACACAGAAGCUAUAGCAGCUGAUCCUCAGAACUGUAUCCUGUACAGCAACCGAUCAGCUGUUCUGGUGAAACUGAAUGAAUAUGAGAAGGCCCUGGACGAUGCAGUUAAAGCACGACUCCUGAACCCAAAGUGGUCAAAGGCAUACUUCCGACAGGGUGUCGCUCUCCAGUAUCUCGGCCGCCAUGCAGACGCACUGGCUGCAUUUGCAUCUGGGCUGGCCCAGGAUCCGAAAAGCUUGCAACUGCUGGUCGGGAUGGUGGAAGCUGCCAUGAAGUCUCCACUGCGAGAAUCCCUGGAACCAACCUAUCAGAAGCUACAGAAAAUGAAGUUGGAGAAAAGCCCCUUUGUGGUCGUAUCUGUCAUUGGCCAGGAGCUUUUGACAGCAGGACAUCACAGUGCAUCUGUAGUUGUUCUGGAGGCUGCCCUGAAAAUUGGAACGUGCAGCUUGAAACUUCGUGGGUCAGUGUUCUCUGCUCUAAGCAGUGCUUACUGGGCAUUAGGGAAUACAGAGAAGAGUAUUGGCUAUAUGCAGCAGGACUUCGAUGUAGCCAAGACUUUAGGUGACCAUACGGGCGAGUGUCGAGCCCAUGGUAAUCUGGGAUCGGCAUUCUUCUCCAGCGGCAACUACCGAGAGGCCCUAAACAACCACCGUCUCCAGCUAGUGCUGGCCAUGAAGCUAAAAGAUCGUGAGGCAGCCUCUUCAGCACUGAGCAGCCUUGGUCAUGUCUACACAGCUAUCGGAGACUACCCAAAUGCACUGGCCAGUCACAAACAGUGUGUCCUUCUUGCUAAACAAUCCAAAGACGAACUCUCGGAAGCCAGAGAGCUAGGCAAUAUGGGAGCUGUUUACAUAGCAAUGGGUGACUUUGAAAAUGCAGUACAGUGUCAUGAACAGCACCUCAGAAUUGCAAAGGAACUGGGCAACAAGCGAGAGGAAGCACGGGCUUACAGUAACCUCGGCAGUGCCUAUCACUACAGGAGGAACUUUGACAAAGCAAUGUCCUAUCAUAACCAUGUGCUGGAAUUAGCACAGGACCUAGAUGAGAAGGCAAUUGAAAUGAGAGCAUAUGCAGGGCUGGGUCAUGCAGCGCGAUGCAUGCAGGAUUUGGAGAGAGCAAAGCAGUACCAUGAGCAACAAUUGAAUAUUGCAGAGAACCUGAAGGAUCGUGCAGCAGAAGGACGGGCCUCCUCUAAUCUUGGUAUCAUUCACCAGAUGAAAGGGGAUUAUGAAACUGCACUGAAACUCCACAAGACCCACCUCUCCAUUGCUCAGGAGCUCAAUGAUUAUGCUGCGCAGGGAAGAGCCUAUGGGAAUAUGGGCAAUGCCUAUAAUGCCCUGGGAAUGUAUGACCAAGCAGUGAAGUACCACCGCCAAGAACUACAGAUAUCCAUGGAAGUUAAUGACCGGGCAUCACAAGCAUCAACCCAUGGUAACCUUGCUGUUGCAUAUCAGGCUCUGGGUGCCCAUGAUAGGGCUUUGCAGCACUAUCAAAACCAUCUAAACAUAGCACGAGAGCUACGGGAUAUACAAAGUGAAGCCCGGGCACUUAGUAACCUAGGCAACUUCCACUGUUCAAGAGGAGAAUUCAUUCAGGCUGUUCCAUAUUAUGAACAAUACCUACGCUUGUCACCUGACCUACAAGAUAUGGAGGGAGAAGGAAAAGUAUGUCAUAACCUUGGCUACGCCCAUUACUGUCUGGGAAACUACCAAGAAGCUGUGAAAUAUUAUGAACAAGAUUUAGCACUAGCCAAGGACUUGCACGAUAAACUUAGCCAGGCAAAGGCCUACUGUAACUUGGGCCUCGCAUUUAAAGCUCUUGGUAAUUAUGCUAAAGCAGAAGAAAGUCAGAAGUAUGUCCUAUCAUUAGCCCAGUCCCUGAACAACCCUCAAGCCAAAUUUAGAGCUUUAGGCAACCUAGGUGACAUCUUCGUGUGCAAGAAAGAUGUGAAUGGUGCAGUUAAGUUUUAUGAACAGCAGCUGACUUUGGCUCAUCAGGUUAAAGACCGGAAACUUGAAGCCAGUGCUUAUGCCGCUCUGGGUACUGCAUACAGACUAAUACAGAAAUAUGACAAAGCAUUAGGAUAUCAUACACAAGAGCUUGAGGUCUAUCAAGAACUGAGUGACUUGCUGGGAGAGUGUAAAGCACAUGGUCACCUUGCAGCAGUCUACAUGGCACUUGGCAAAUAUACCAUGGCCUUCAAAUGUUAUGAAGAGCAAUUGGAGUUGGGACAGAAGCUAAAAAAUCCCAAUAUUGAGGCACAAGUUUAUGGCAAUAUGGGAAUCACCAAAAUGAACAUGAAUGUAAUGGAAGAUGCUAUUGGCUACUUUGAGCAGCAGCUCGCGACAUUGCAACAGUUGAGUGGGAAUGAUGCCGUUUUGGAUAGAGGACAUGCCUAUGGAAAUCUGGGAGACUGCUAUGAGGCAUUAGGAGAUUACGAAGAAGCUGUCAAAUAUCACGAACAGUAUUUAUCAGUGGCUCAGAGUUUAAAUCGGAUGCAAGAGCAAUCCAGAGCCUAUCGGGGACUUGGAAAUGGGCAUCGGGCAAUGGGGAACCUUCAGCAAGCUCUUGUGUGCUUUGAAAAGAGAUUGGUAGUAGCCCAUGAACUUGGAGAAUCAUCCAACAAAGCCCAGGCUUAUGGGGAGCUUGGCAGCCUGCAUAGCCAGCUAGGAAACUAUGAACAGGCAAUUUCGUGUCUUGAGCGCCAACUAAACAUUGCCCGCGAGAUGAAGAAUCGGAUUCUGGAGAGUGAUGCAGCCUGUGGUCUUGGUGGAGUUUACCAACAGAUGGCAGAAUAUGAAACUUCACUGCAGUACCAUCAGCUUGAUUUAGAGAUUGCCGAGGAAACCAAUAACCCUACAUGUCAAGGUCGUGCCUAUGGUAACCUUGGAUUGACUUAUGAAUCUUUAGGAAAUUAUGAACGAGCUGUAAUGUAUCAGGAGCAGCACCUGAGUAUUGCUGCCCAGAUGAAUGACUUAGUAGCCAAAACUAUCGCAUACAGCAGCCUGGGGAGAACACACCAUGCCUUACAGAAUUAUUCGCAGGCUGUCAUGUAUUUACAGGAAGGACUUAGGCUGGCAGAGCAGCUUGGCCGCAGAGAGGAUGAGGCUAAAAUCAGACAUCGACUGGGCCUUUCGCUGUGGGUCAGCAGAAACCUCGAAGAGGCGCAACACCAGCUUUAUAGAGCAUCUGCCUUAUUUGAAAACAUACGUCAUGAAGCACAGCAUAGCACUGAUUAUAAGCUUUCCUUGUUUGACCUUCAAACGUCAUCCUAUCAAGCUUUACAACGUGUGUUGGUUAGCCUGGGUCGUCACGAUGAGGCAUUGGCAGUAGCAGAGAGGGGAAGAACAAGGGCAUUUGCUGAUCUCUUAGUAGAAAGGCAAACUGGACAGCAAGAAUCCGAUCCAUUGACCCCUGUCACUAUUGACCAGAUUUUGGAGGCUAUCAAUAAUCAACGUAGUCUGGUGCUGUACUAUUCACAAGCAGCUGGAUACCUCUACAGCUGGUUACUCGCACCAGGAGCAGGCAUAUUAAAGUUUCAUGAAUGCUAUUUGGGUGAUGGCCUGGCAGAAAACAAUGAUUUGAAUGAGACAAGCAGCAUCAACAUGCAGGCUUCCAGUUUCUCUACCCUCGAACAGUACGUGACCAAUGUUCGAGAAGCUCUCGGUGUUGACUCCUACUAUACCAGUAGGAUGUGUGCGAACAGUGAGACAGAGAGUGAGGCUGGAGAUCUUCUUGACCAACAGUUUGAAGAGAUGAACAAUAAACUGACUUCCAUCACUGAUCCAACAGGAUUCCUUAGGAUGGUCAGCAGGAACAAUCUCUUUAACAGGAGCUGCCAAAGUAUGACUAGUCUGUUCAGCAGCAAUACAUCAGGCCUUCAAGAUUCCACUUCAUCGUUGCCUCGUAAACAGAACUCGGUUGAUAAGCAACCUCUUCGUGCUCUCUAUGACCUCCUCAUCUCCCCAAUGGAAGGGGGACUAAUGCAUUCCAGUGGACCCGUCGGCCGACACCGUCAGCUUGUGUUAGUCCUGGAAGGGGAAUUAUACCUCAUUCCAUUCGCUCUACUGAAAGGGAGCUCUUCAAACGAGUAUCUCUAUGAACGGUUCAGUAUCAUCGCUGUUCCCUCAAUCCGGGCUCUUCAAGCAAGCCCCAGGUCCCAUCUUCGAAAGAGCACAUCUGUGUGCAGCUCCUCUACCUCAAUGGCAGCUGUGAUAGGUAAUCCCAAACUUCCGUCAGCAGUAAUGGACCGGUGGCUCUGGGGGCCCAUGCCGUCUGCUGAGGAAGAGGCCUACAUGGUUUCAGAGCUGUUGGGCUGCCAGCCCUUGGUAAGCACGGCAGCUACCAAAGAAAGGGUGAUGACCGUGCUCAGUCAGGCAGAAUGCAUUCAUUUUGCAACCCACAUCUCCUGGAAACUAGCUGCUUUGGUCCUCACGCCGAAUAAUGAAGGAAGCAGCAUUGGCGGGAAGAGUUCUUUUGGAAACAGUUACACGAUUCCAGAGUCUCUGAGGAUGCAAGAUGAUGCUAGUGACGUGGAGAGCAUAACUGACAGCCCACCACUGCAAGAGUUCUUAUUGACAGCAGCUGACAUCUUGGAAUUGCAUCUCCCUGUCAAGCUGGUCGUUCUUGGCUCCUACCAAGAGUCGAACAACAAAGUAACAGCAGAUGGCAUUAUUGGGCUGACCCGAGCCUUUCUAGCUGCGGGAGCACACUGCGUUUUGGUUUCUCUUUGGCCGGUUCCCGUGGCUGCAUCCAAGAUGUUUGUCCACACCUUCUACUCCUCUCUGCUCAAUGGAAUGAAAUCCAGUGCAGCGCUUGGAGAAGCCAUGAAGAUUGUGCAGAGCAGCAAGCAGUUUGCACAUCCUUCAAACUGGGCAGGAUUCACGCUGAUUGGUAAUGAUGUUAAAUUGAACAGCCCGUCAUCUCUUAUUGGUCAGGCACUGUCUGAAAUCCUCCAACAUCCUGACCGUGCCCGAGAUGCUCUCCGUGUCCUGCUGCACUUGGUGGAGAAGUCCCUCCAGCGAAUACAGAAUGGCCAACGGAAUUCUAUGUACACCUCCCAGCACAGUGUAGAGAACAAAGUGGGUGGCGUCCCAGGUUGGCAGUCACUUCUAACUGCAGUAGGAUUCAGGCUUGACCCUCCGGCCAGUGGACUUCCAGCUGCUGUCUUCUUUCCAGUGUCAGACCCUGGCGAUCGGCUUCAACAGUGCAGCACCACGCUCCAGUCACUCCUAGGGUUGCCUCAUGCUGCACUGCAAGCUCUCUGCAAACUUAUAACCGCUUCAGAAACAGGAGAACAGCUUAUUAAUCGGGCUGUAAAAAAUAUGGUUGGAAUGCUUCAUCAAGUACUUGUUCAGCUUCAGACCGGAGAGAAAGAACAGGAUUUUUCUUCAGCUCCUAUUCAGGUGUCAAUAAGUGUGCAGCUCUGGCGACUGCCAGGAUGUCAUGAGUUCCUGGCAGCAUUAGGUUUUGAUCUGUGUGAGGUGGGGCAAGAGGAAGUGGUGUUGAAGACGGGCAAACAGGCAAACAGAAAAACCAUGCACUUUGCUCUCCAGUCUUUGCUUGCUUUGUUUGAUUCCACAGAACUGCCUAAACGACUCAGUCUCGACAGCUCCUCAUCUCUGGAAUCUCUGUCCUCUUCGCAAUCAGUUUCCAACCCAACAGGACAGCUAAACCCACCAUUUUCUCCCACUUAUGGAGAUUCCAUGGCUUCAGAUGCCAUUUCUGUCUACAGCCUCAGUUCCAUCGCCUCCUCCAUGAGCUUUGCUUCAAAGACCGAUGUGACUGGUGAGGGAAUACUGCAAAAGGGGCGACAGGACUAUGAGAGACCCAAGAACACUUACCCACACAAGGCCACCAUGCUGCGUAGUAGAUCUUCUCCACAGGCAAAUAACACAAGCCGAGAUGAAGAGGAGUAUGAUGGAUUCUCCAUCAUUAGCAGUGAGCCUUUAAGUGUCUACACUGACACUGUCAGUGUAUCUGCCUCACCAAACAAAGAGAGGACUACAGAGCAGGUAGAACACUGCCAUAAUUUUGGGGACAGGCACACGUUCAAAGACAGUGCCAGUGCUUCCAAUUCUCCCGUUAAAAUAACCCUCAUUCCUAGUCCAAACUCGCCAUUUCAGAAGGUGGAAUCCAGAAAUAAACUUCCAAGUUCAGAUACGGGAGAAUCAGAUCAGUCCAGCACAGAAACAGAUAGCACGGUUAAAUCCCAGGAGGAUAAAGUGACUAAACUUAAUCCUCAGGAGCUGGCACAAAAGAUUUUGGAGGAAACUCAAAGCCACUUGCUUGCUGUUGAGAAACUGUAUCAAAGUGGUGGAUCAGCAAGCAAAACUGAUUCGGCUGACGUGGACCAUGGCGUAACAGGGCAUCACGGUUCUUCAGUUUUUAAAUCUUCAGAUACAAGUGCAUUCAGUAGGCCACAGAAUGGUACUGGGCAGAAAAAGCAGUCUUCUCCAAUAACUACAAAACCAAAGCCUCCAACUCGGAGCUCAUCACUUCAGAAGGUGAACUCAGGAAGCAACACACCUACCAGUGACAGCAUUGAAGUAGGUCAGUCAGCGGGAGACUGCUAUUCUAAAGGGGGCGAGAGCAGACAAAUCACAGCACCUCCUUCACCCAUUGGGGAUUUGCGCCAGUCCCCUGGCUCUUCGCGCCAGUCCCCUGGCUCUUCGCGCCAGUCCCCUGGCUCUUCGCGCCAGUCCCCUGGCUCUUCGCGCCAGUCCCCUGGCUCUUCGCGCCAGUCCCCUGGUUCUUUGUCUGAUCAGUCACCAAUCAAGAUCAAAUAUCCCAGCUCCCCUUACAGUGCUCACAUCUCCAGGUCUCCAAGCUCAGGCCACCAGUCUCCAGCUGGGAGUAACCCAUCUCCUGCCCUUUCAUACUCAUCGGCAGGCUCAGCGCGCUCGAGCCCAGCUGAUAUCCCGGAUCUGAGCAAAUUGAAAAUGACUGCCAUUGACGAGAAGGUCAAGGCUGUCCACAACCUCAAAACCUUUUGGACUAGUGCAACACAGCCUUCAUCCAGACCUGUUCGAGCUGUGCCAUCCAACCCUGCUCUUCUAGGUUCCAAAGCUGAUGCUCUAAGUUAUUUGAAUCUUUCACCAGCCAGACGCAGCAAGAAGGAAGGAAAGGAGGAUAACCUUGAACUUAAGGAGUUUUCCAAGCUCCCAUACACAGACAAGAAAGCCCAGAAUGGGCGAGGGGGUUACCAGGAGACCAACAAACCAACAGAAACAAUGCAGCCACCAAGUAGCACUCAGAGAGAAGCUCGCCCAUUGAGAUUCCCAUCUGGGAAUGGUUAUAAAUUCCUAUCUCCAAGAAAAUUCUUUCCCACCUCAAAGUGCUGAAAUGACUCCAACCAGACAGAAAAAUUUUUUGAUUGCCCAUUUGACCUUGUGGGACUAGCAUGUGUAAGCCAAUUGUGUUGGACAUGCGCUGUUUGUAAACAGAACCCAUGUGUUGCGUGAACAGUACUAAAAUUUUUAUACUGUUAAAGGAAAAAAAAAGCAAAAAAAAACUACUGUGUAAAAAUGUCAUAUUUUUAUUGAAUCAAAAAGUGGCAUUUUGCCUUGUUUCUUAGUCAUUUAAUGAUUGAUAACAAUUUAUAAAUGUCAAAAAUCAAACUUGGAAUGUCAGUCUGCCGUCAGAAGUAUUUGUUGCAAAAAGGAAAUAAACUAGGCUUGUCAGUUUUAGGUCACACCCAAUUUUUAUUGUAAGUGAUUUCCAAAAGAAAAUAGUGCUGUGUUCAAGAAUUUUUUGAUGUCCCGUACAUUGUAAUCUUGCAGCAACAAUGGUAAGCAAUUUAAUUCCUAUUCUGAUCAGAAAGCCUCCUCUGAAGGCUUCAAAACACAAUCACCAAACCCAAUGUAGAUCAGUGAACCAGAGGCAUAGGUGUCUCCUAUGACAACAAAAAUUGAAUUGGUAACAUCCAAAUAGGAAUGUAUUGCAUCAUGCACUCCAUAUUAUCACUUGAGAAUUCUUCAAACUUUUGAUAUAAAAGCGUUUCACCAGCCUUUCCUCCACUCCCACACGUUAACUGUUCCUCAGUAAGUCCAUCCAGUGCUGCAGUGUAAUGAACAGGCCUUCUUUAAUGCACUUCACUGGCACAGGUGAAGGCUUCUACUAAAUGUUCCAAGUGAAUUUGAGAUGUGGCCUGUGGGUGUAUGACUGCCAGUUGAGGCUGAGGUUCAAUUCUGGAUUGUUUAUUCGGAGCCCACAAUCUUCGAGAUGAAAAUUCCGAUGUAGACCUUUGCUGAAAUACGGAUGUGGAUUGUGGACCAUAGUCCAUUGCUAAAAGCAGAAACGCACUUUUUUAUCUUAUGGUGUGAUGGCGUUAGUGAUCAAGAGCUUCAAUCUGUUAUUAUCAGCAACAAAGCAAAUCUCAGAAUUACAUCUAUGGUGCUGUUUCCUCCUUGGACCUACUGCAUCCUCUGGUUUGCCACUUGACAUAAAAUAACAAAUUUGCAACUCUAGUUUUGUGAUUUCUGGUUGCCUCAAUAUUUCGUUGCUUGGAGAAAUUGCUGUCAGGUUGAUGAGAAACUUAGCAAAUGGUUAUGUUUGUGUGUAUUUUCUGUGUGUGUGUAAGAUUACAUUUAUCCAUAUCAGGAAAGGAAGAAAGGGCAGAGAUGCCUAAAACUUUCAAGCCUAAAAAUAUCAAUAUGCUUGUUAAUGAUAUUCCUUAUGAUUUUUAACAUAAAAUUCAAGAAUAAGUGUUAUGUAAGUUCCAAAGUAAGCAAGGGAAAGAGUGAUGGAUGCAGCAACUUUAAAGUUACUGCUCUGCUUACUUCGUAUUGUGGCAGCUUCUCAUUUCGAUGUGUUCUAUAAUAUGGGCAGGGCCUUUUCAUCACCUUGUGUACUGUAUACGGGGUUGGGGUCCGCAUUACAGUAUUUUUACCAGCUUGUCCUAUCACUCCAGUACCAAUCCACUAUGACCUGCUGCUUCUCUUGAUAAUGAUCUAAUAUCAGUGAGAUAGGUCACUGUACUUUGUUUCAGUGUCUUGCAAGGUUAAUAAUUUUUUUUCAAUUUUCCUCUCAUUUUGAUAUUUUUCUGUAAGAUUUUCUUGAGGGACAUGCAUUUAUACACUAUGAAAGGUUUAUAUGCACAACUUCAAGGAGCACCGAGAGUACCCUUUUGACUGUGAGCUGACUUUGAAACACUAUGCCAUAUCAAUUGUUAAAGUGAAAAGUUCCACUGCCACUAUGCUGCUUGGCUGUGCCUCAAACUUACUCCUGUCUCCUCCAAGCUUCCAUAGUAUUUUGAAAAUUCUCAUCAGCCGCCUGAGCUUUACCUUAAGCAAACUCAAGCUUAUUUAAAAUUCUGCCAUCUGCAUCCUCUUCAGUAUUAACUCCUAGAUCCCAGUCACCUCUCCAUCCUGUUAUCAUGGCACUGCCACCUCCAAUUCCAGUCACCUGUUGUUAUAGCAUGGCUGCCUCCAUCCUUGGUGAAAGCGACUGGUUUCUCAUUUCCCUGAAAUCCCAAAUCCUUGUUUACAAUUUUUGAAUAAUGCACGACAUCCCCAGCACCCCUCCUCACCCCCACCUCCUGCCCUUGGACACAACACACUGCUCUUCUGAAUAUGGAUGACUUUCCUCGCCUUCAUUCUGCUUUACUGUAUUUUUCUCUGCCUUUGGAAAAUUCCUGAAAAUCUACCUCUAUGACCAUGACUUUGGUUACCUUCUACAUCCUGACUCUCAACUCCUUCCUGGUGUCCAUUUCUGUCCCUCACUCCUGCCUUUUGUCAAGUGCCUUGAUACGUUUCAUAACGUUGAAGGUGCUAUCUUAGCGUAAAUUUCUUUUAUUACUUAGAUUUUUAAAAAAGAGAAUUAGCUAUAAUGAACAGGAUUCCUGAUGCUGUUCUAGAAGUGUUUUUAUACUAUUUUAUGAUAUUGUGUGAUGGCAUUUUACUGUAUAAGCCAGCCAAGAUCUUCCUUUCAGUGGUAAUGGAAACUAUUUUCUUUAUAUGGGCUUCCAUUUUUGCCAAUGAAACUACCUCUUCUGGGGAUCCGCUUGGUUUACAGGAGACUAGCAGAGGAAGAUCAUUUGGGCAUGACUUUCACAGGACUUGCACUGCACUGAAACAGAAUGUAAAUGCAUCUUUUGUCUUUUCUAUUUGAAGUCUAUAUCCAGCUUGAAAGUAUUGUAUAUACAAACCUACUUACUGUUUUCCCAUUUCUUCUGCUCAUUCAUACCAACACUUGUGUCCAUUUCCUAGUUUCGAAAUAGUGUGCUUUUUCCAAGCUAAUUGAACAGUUACAAUACAGUGUGUGGACAGAAAGCUAGUUCUGGACAUGAUCAUAAAAAUAUUUAUUUUCGGGUUUACCAUACAGAACAAGAAGGCAAAUUAAGCAUAUUAACAUUUCAAAGCAGGCCACUCAUCAUAAAUACGUCAUAUUGUCAGUUCCAAUGCAGAUUAACAUUUUUGGGUUGGAAGGAUAAAUGAUGGAAAUAGCUGAGGUACUGCGCCUUCUGCUGCCAUCAGCUGCCCUGAAAUUGUUUCUAUGUUUGCCCAUCGAAUAUGCGCACUAUUAACUUUAAUAUAUGCCAGUUUGGCUCAAUGGUAGCCUACUUGCCUUGGCAGUCGAGGGUUAUUUGUUCAAGGCAUCUCCAAAGCAAAAGCACUGAUGUUUGCUCUGAUAUUUGUUGUACUUCUGGAGACACUACCCAAACUGAGAGGCCUUGGUCAAUAGGAAAGCUCUGCAGUUGUUUCAACUCUGAAAUGCAAACAAGAAAUGCUCACCAGGACUGGCAGCAUUUUUGUGGAGAGAAACUGCGUGAGUAGUCAGAAUCUCACUGAGGUUUUGGGAAGCCUCGGCUGCCAGUUGAAGAGGUGGUGAGGGAUCUGUGCGGCCUAAACCAGGGAUGGUGCAUGCUGGACCUUCCACUGGAAUUAAGACCUAAGGAGGGGGAGCAAAAGUUCCACUUGGCAAAGCCAGCUGGGCAGUUAGAGAUCAGCAGCUCUUAAACUCAGCAGCGCCAUGGAGGUGGUUGUGGCUGCUGGUGGAAGAGCAUGUCAAGCCUCCCUGGAUUGCAGGGGACACAGAACAAAGUUGUUCAGUUUCUCUCAUUGGGUAUUGUGAGGAGAGAGGGAUUGUGAGUUGGACACAAGGCUAAGGGGUUGACUAUUGGCAGGCACUGCCUACCUAUGUUAGUCCCCAAGUCAGGAUUAAUGAAUACCCUUCUUGCCUUCUUAUUCAUCACCUAUGAGAACAAAUGUUGCCACCUAGUAUUUCAGUUUUAUGAUCUUUCAUCAGUAUCUUUGAUCUUUAGAAUGUAUAAUAUCCUAGACAGAUCCUUCUGUGUGUUCUGAGCAACAUUUAAUCUUCAGCUGCAUGUGGGACCUCACGUUGCACAAGUUAGCAGCCUCUUUUACCUUUGCAGCAUCAGUGACCUAAUGAUUAGCCAUGUUGGCUGAUGCUGCUCCUAUCCUUUGUUGUUCCGACUCAAAACUUUUGCUUUUUUGUGUGUUUAAAUAAAUGAAGAACUAUAUUUAAACAAAACACUGCAUGACUAAGUGUUGUAGUGCAGGCAUGCAUUGCUUGAUGUUAACUCUGUUUUGCCAGCCCUUUCCCUUUCUUGUUUAUAUUUUCAGGGGCCUUUGAUAUAUGUUCAGUUGAAAUGACUUGAUCGUGAACAUAGUGGCCUUUGUUGUUCUUAUUGUAUUUUGUUUGUUCCCAAGUAACACUUCUGUGUACAUGUCACAUUCCAGAUUAUUGUGGAGAGUCUGGGAAUAACAGAUCAUGUACUUGGAUCAAUCGAUGCAAGAAUUGUUACUGUUCUAAUUUAUGUGUUGAAUGCAUAACCCAGUUAAAUUGUUGGAGCCGAGCAUAACAGUCAUGUCUGGAAGUAUAUGUAUAAAUUGGGUAGCCCAAGCCUGCAACCAGAUGCAGAAUCCCUCUAUUCAGAUACUUGGGAACUGUGGUGAAAACCAGAGCCGAAUAUACUCAGGGAAGUUAUCACUGCAGCAAGGUGUACUCUUUCCAUGAACCUGUGGAGUCUAGCACUACAGUCAGGUGCGGAGACUAUGUACUUUGUCCUGCAGACAAACCUGAUGCCUGUGUAUUUGGCAUUGCAACCCCACCUGAAGUUCCAUGUGCUCAGGAAAAAUAGCACUCUCACUGGAUCAGGACCUUGGAACCCUGACAUGGCAUUGAAAUCAUAAUGCAUGUGUUAAGGUUUGGGCAUUUGUAUGUCAGAUUGGGUGUUAUAUUGUGAUAAUAUUCUGAUAAAAGAUGUGGUGUCUUAAUCCAAGGUUCCGUUACCUGUUUAAUGUGUUCUGCUAUGAUAUUCCCAUUCACGUUUUUGUAACGUGAUGUAGAGUGGAGAAUCUGUAUUUUCCGAACCUUGGGUCCUAUCAAAUGGUUCAUGGUGUUCUUUUCUCAGCCUUGUGUGUCCCUAUGUAAUCCAUUCACCAGAGCAUUCACCUAUUUAAGUCUAUUGUAUUGAUGAACCAAUCCUAGAUAUAUUUGGUACCAUUUCCAUAUCUUGUAGCCAGUCUCCGGAAAAUAACAGAAUAUACAAACGUGUACUUUUUUUUGAAACCAACUGGCAUUAAAUACAAAUUUAGGUAUAUUUUGAGACAAGUUGUGGAAACAACUUUUGUUAAAUGGACAUCAUUUUACAUGAAUGAUAGUUAAGUUAAAGAAUUUUGUUAAUAGUGAAGUCGUACUCCUAAAUAUUCUUAUAGAAUGCAGAGCUAAGAUAGCUGUUGGGUGCAACAUCUUAGUAAGGAAGAAUGGCUUCUAUGAAUAACAACAUGGAUUAAUGUGGAGGAGGUUAAAGUUGGAUCCAUCCUGGUGAUUGUUCUUUUCCUGUCAAUGCUUUUGGUUCUGCUCCAGAAUCUCCAGAGGUCAGGUUUUCAAACCUCUGAUGGUUACUUUGUUGAAGUGAUGAUGCCUGAUUCAAUCUAGCGAGUGAUUCCUGCCAUGACUUUAUUUUGAAAGCAGUUUUUUUUCUCAUCUCUGAUCAGAAAUCAUUUCUCUGUUGUAAUUCCAUGCUUGGAUCAGUGAUUUUAUGACAGUUAUGAUAAUGAUUGAAGGCAACAUUAUUCAGUGCUUCUGUUUUCUUUUAUUAUCUUUUAAGGAGAGUUGCUGAGUGCAAGUUGUGUAAGGCUAUUUCUAUGUGAUAUGAGACACUCCCUCAUAGUUAGUCUAAGCUUGCUGUUGCACUUUACAAUUGGAGGGAAAGCAUCACAAUAAAUGUUUCUAUGGGGUUUAUGGAUUGAGCCAACAGCUUUGGUUCAUUGAGCCCAUCGUCCACCUACUCUGCCAUCAGAAAUCAUCUGCAAGUCACUGUGGAUGACCAGUGCUCAACAAGGAAUGUGGUGUCAGAUUCUCCAACAUCAUCAGGAUUGAAUAAAAUUGCUAUUUAAAUUUGUGCCUAAUAAUAUUCCUGGAGAUUUGACUUUAGACUGAUCUCAUAAAAAUGUUAUGGAAUUUCAGCAAUUAAAGACAAGGUAAAUUGCAAAGGUAUUCGGCCCUAUUCCUGUAGGCUGUUUUUCAAACACACUGAUUUUCUAAUCAACCUGCUCAAACAUCUUAUGACUCACCUCCGGAUGGGUGGGACUUGAACUGAGACCUUCUGACCCAGAGGCAGUGACUCUACACUGUGCAACAAAACCACAGUAAGACAGAGAUAGUAGGAACUGCAGAUGCUGGAGAAUCUGAGAUAACAAGGUGUAGUGCUGGAUGAACACAGCAGGCCAAGCAGCAUCAGAGGAGCAGGAAA
Molecule: messenger RNA, 14082 nt
Organism: Stegostoma tigrinum
Lineage: Eukaryota; Metazoa; Chordata; Chondrichthyes; Orectolobiformes; Stegostomatidae
Gene: ttc28
Product: tetratricopeptide repeat domain 28
Exons: 23
Coding region: 191-7705 (2504 amino acids)
Molecular function (GO): protein binding
Source: RefSeq, a predicted model, not a curated record